Messenger RNA from Dipodomys ordii (Ord's kangaroo rat), 437 nucleotides. RefSeq names its product serotransferrin-like. Gene Ontology annotation, biological process: antibacterial humoral response; iron ion transport. Lineage: Eukaryota; Metazoa; Chordata; Mammalia; Rodentia; Heteromyidae. The annotation marks the transcript as partial. The transcript has 3 exons. The record is from RefSeq and is a predicted model, not a curated record. Gene Ontology annotation, cellular component: extracellular region; recycling endosome; plasma membrane.
AUGAAUUUUUCAGUCAAGGCUGUGCCCCGGGGUAUCAGGAAAACUCCACCCUCUGUGACCUGUGCAUAGGCCCCAAAAAAUGCGCUCCUAACAGCAAAGAAGGGUAUCACAGUUACACGGGCGCCUUUAGGUGUCUCGUUGAGAAGGGAGAUGUGGCCUUCGUGAAAGAUCAGACUGUCUUUCAAAACACCAAUGGGAAGAACCCUGCUGACUGGGCGAAGGAUCUGAAGGAGGAAGACUUUGAGUUGCUGUGCCCAGAUGGCACCAGGAAGGAGGUGAAAAAGGCUGACAGUUGCCACCUUGCCCGAGCCCCCAAUCACGCUGUGAUCUCCCGGAAAGAUAAGGCCCGAUGUGUCCGCACCAAGUUACUCAGCCAGCAGGUAUGGACUGGCCUAGGCCUCCCACCAUUUAUUCUUAGACAGCCGGAGACUACUUAG